Molecule: messenger RNA, 9167 nt
Organism: Bactrocera latifrons
Lineage: Eukaryota; Metazoa; Arthropoda; Insecta; Diptera; Tephritidae
Gene: ctrip
Product: E3 ubiquitin-protein ligase TRIP12
Biological process (GO): DNA damage response; proteasome-mediated ubiquitin-dependent protein catabolic process; regulation of double-strand break repair
Cellular component (GO): nuclear speck
Molecular function (GO): ubiquitin protein ligase activity; zinc ion binding
Source: RefSeq, a predicted model, not a curated record
ACGAGGAAGAAGAAGAAGACGUCGACGACGAAGACGACGAUAUCGACGACGAAGAGGAGGAAGACGACGACGAUAUCGUUGAAGAAGAGGAAGAGGACGAAGAACUAGCCACAGAGGAUUCUGAGGAAGCUGUUGAAGGUAAUCACACAAACGCUUUCGAUUGUCGUCAAAGCUGUGUUGUUGGUAGUAGCCACCUGAGGAGCGCAAAGAAGAGUAAUAAGAAGUGUCGACAACGUCAAGUGCAAUUCCUACAGAAUCAAACUAGUAGCAAUAGUAAGCGCAGUAGGAAGAGGCGCGGCGGCAGGAUUGAGAAGAACGUAGGCAACAACAGCGGAAGUUUAAGCAACAAGAAUAUUGGUAUUAUUGAGUCUGCUGCAACAAACGCAGUUACGACGACAGGCUACAAUAAGGCCCCGAAUCUGGGGGCACGACAGACGCGUAGCAGCGGUGGCAGCACAGAUUUUGUUGCUGGCGGUUUAACAGGCGCAGCCACAAUUGCGGGCGGCAACAGAGGUGGCGCGUCCAUCUCAGGUGUAGCAGGAGCUGCAACAUUUGGACAACAGCCACAAUCUCAACCACAGUCACAGCCACAAGCUCAGUAUCAGCACGCAUUGCCACAACAUUCACAGUUGUCACACCAGCUAAUAACACACUACAACCAACAGGGGCAGACACAGGUGGCGCCACAAAUUUUAUUGGCACAUCAACAGGUGCCGCCACAAUCGCAUUAUUUACACGUACCAGUCGCAGCUGGCGGUGCCCAUCACUAUUUUAACGCACAGGCGAAUUAUCAGUCGCCCCUGCAAGCACAACAUCAUAAUUUACACCAACCUCAUCAGCAACAUCAUCAUCAUCAGCAUCAGCAACAACAAACGCGCUCUUCACAACAACAACAACAGCACCAAAACCAGCAGGUACAAGUGCAACUGCAAUCGCAGGUGCAACAGCAACAACAACCUGUUCAUUUCUAUCACGCGACCUACCCCAACAACAGUGCAGUAGCAGCAACAACGGCCGCUGCAGCUGCAGUUGCUGCUUCAACAUCAGCUAUAUUAAACUUGAAUCUUAAUCACUAUCAAUCAACAGGACCUGUCGCUGGUGCAGCGCCCAUAAGUUCAGCACCGCUUAUCUACCAGCAGCAACAGCAAGCACCGCCACCACCACCACCACUGCCGCAACCUUUGCAGCAGCACCAACAAAGUCCACAACAAUCGCUGCAUACACAACUCGGUGGGCGCUAUAGCCAUUCGAAUCCCCAUUUGCACCAGUCACAGCAGCCACCACUCGUACCAGCACUACCGUUGCCGCUCGGCCACAUACAGACGGAGGCACCACAGCCUUUACAUCGCAUUCCACAUUCAGUGACCCAGCCGCCGCCUGCAGCUACAGCGACUGCGCGUCAUCACCAAGUACUUCCGGCCACUAUUGAUAUUGGAUUAGGCGCCGGAUUGGUUGUUGAUCGUUCGACUGCUACCACAGCCUCUUUUACACCGCAUUUAAACGCUCAAGUAGCGCCACCACCGCACAGUUACGGCAGCAAUCGUACGGCGAUCGUUGCAGGUGUGGGUGGAGGAGGAUCCAACACAUCGGGAGGAGCAGGUUCAGCGUCGGCAGCGCCACCGUCACAUUCUUCACAUUCGCUGAGGCGCAGUUCACGAAGCAAAACGGGUUCUUGCGUCAGUUCGGCAGCGCAACACGGCAGUGGCAGCGGGAGUGGAAGCGCAAGUGGCAAUGGGGCGGGUAACAGCGGCCUCGGCGUACACAAUGCUGCAGUUGUAUCAGCACCAACACUAUUAGCAACAACGAGUGGUGGCGGCGGUGUCGGUGCCAUACCGUUGACAGCUGCCUCUGCCAUUGGAAACCACCAACAAUACAAUCUUCACCAUCAACCACACUCACUUGCCCCUACGCAUCCUCAUCAUCACCACCAUCAUCAUCAUAACCAAAUGCAACAGCAAACACUGCUGCAGCAGCAACAACAACACCAUCAUCACAUGCUCCAUCAGUCGGUUGCUGCGCCGGGUGGUGCGGUCGUUGUUGCCAUAGGCACAACACAACAAAAUCAAAACGCAUCAUUAAUGCAACAACAACAACAGCAUCUGCAACAGCAACAGGCGCAUCAUCGUGCUACUAUCAUGCAGCCUGGCUUCCUCUAUAACUAUCGCACCACUGCUACCAAUACGCAUACGAACGCCAUGCCAUCGAGUCACUUCGUUGGUGCGUCGUCUGCGAGUGCUGCCGCCAUCGCCACCGCUAAUGCCAACUCUACCACCGCUGCUGCCAACACCGCCACCGCUAGCGUCGCCACUGUCGCAACGAAUAGUAGCCACAUAAAUUUGAAUGCGCAUAAUAAAGCGAGCGCCUCCGCGGAUGCGUUAAGCUUUAGUUUAAUGGCACAACAACCGUCUAGUGGACCGCCGAACACUGGUGGACAAUCGACCACAGCUAACCUCAGCGUUUCCACCGCCUUGGGCGCCGCCAACUCAAAUUUAGCGAAUAACGCAAGUGCGGGAGCUGGUACGGGUGCCGGUGUGGGCACCGCUUCCGCCACCGCGACGGCCACGAAUACUGGAGCGGGCGCCACCCCUGCCGCCACCUCGCACGCCGACUCGGAGAGCGAUGACAGCGAAGUGGGGCGUCUGCAGGCGUUACUGGAAGCGCGCGGCUUACCGCCGCACCUCUUUGGCGCACUGGGACCACGUAUGACACACAUUCUGCAUCGCACCAUCGGUAAUAGCAGCUCAUCGAAGGCACAGCAAUUACUACAAGGCUUACAAUCGCAUGAUGAGAGUCAACAGCUUCAAGCGGCUAUCGAAAUGUGCCAAAUGCUAGUAAUGGGCAAUGAGGACACUUUAGCUGGUUUCCCAAUCAAGCAGGUAGUGCCGGCACUGAUUACGCUACUGCGUAUGGAAAAUAAUUUCGAUAUAAUGAAUAAUGCUUGUCGUGCACUUGCCUAUAUGUUGGAAGCGCUGCCCCGGUCUUCGGGCACUGUCGUGGAAGCGGUGCCGGUAUUUCUAGAAAAGUUGCAAGCCAUUCAAUGCAUGGAUGUAGCUGAGCAGAGUUUAACUGCUCUCGAAAUAUUGUCGCGUCGCCACAACAAAGCCAUACUGCAAGCCAAUGGCGUAUCGGCGUGUUUGACUUUUCUUGAUUUCUUCUCAAUCAAUGCUCAGCGAGCGGCGCUUGCCAUUACUGCAAACUGUUGUUUAAAUCUGCAUCCGGAGGAAUUUCAUUUCGUGGCUGAAAGUUUACCGCUUUUGGCCCGUCUACUGUCGCAACAGGACAAAAAAUGUGUGGAAAGCGUUUGCUCGGCAUUUUGCCGAUUGGUGGAGAGCUUCCAACAUGACCCGAAACGUUUGCAAGAGAUCGCUAGCAAAGAGUUACUUAAAAAUUGUCAGCAAUUGUUGGUUGUUACACCGACCAUACUUAAUAGCGGCACUUUUACAUCCGUCGUGCGCAUGCUGAGUCUAAUGUGCGGUAACUGCCCCGACCUAGCCAUUUCAUUGUUGAAGAAUGACAUUGCAUCAACUCUGCUUUACUUGCUAACCGGUAAUGCAGAACCGAACACAUCGACCGCAUCGCAUGUAGAGCUAAUUACACGCUCUCCAUCUGAGCUGUACGAAAUCACAUGUUUAAUUGGUGAACUAAUGCCACGUUUGCCGACAGAUGGCAUAUUCACGGUGGACGGACUGCUGGAUCGGCCCACACUGAACACUCAGGAUCAAGUUCAAUGGCAGUGGCGCGACGAUCGCGGCACUUGGCAUAACUAUUCAACGAUAGAUUCGCGCAUGAUUGAGGCGGCACAUCUAAAUUCUGAUGACGAGUUCAGCUUAAGCACAUUGGGUCGCACAUACACCGUCGACUUUCACUCCAUGCAGCAGAUAAACGAGGACACCGGCACUACGCGACCAGUGCAGCGCAAAAUAAAUCCAAACUAUUUGCCACCGUUACCACCUCCGACGGCAGCUGCGUCAUCAGUAACAACUUGUCAGGAUUUGUCUGCAUCUGCGGUGGCCACAGCAAUUACAGCAUUAACUAAUACAGUGUCGAAUACAGCGACAAAUACAUCAGCUCAAUCCAGCACACCUAGCACUGCACCGAAUACGCCUGCCACUAGCAGUUCACAGCAACGUCGUCGCGCUUCGGUAGAUGCACGAAUUGCUUGUCUGAAGGAGGAACGCGGUUUGGCUGCAGAAUUCAUUAAGAACCUGUUUAAUGUACUUUACGAAGUUUAUAGUUCGUCUGCCGGACCAAAUGUGCGCUACAAAUGUUUGCGCGCACUGUUACGAAUGGUCUACUACGCUACACCCGAACUUUUGCGUGAUGUGCUUAAAAACCAGCUGGUCUCCAGUCACAUAGCUGGGAUGAUGGGUAGUAACGAUUUGCGCAUUGUAGUCGGCGCACUACAAAUGGCCGAGAUACUAAUGCAAAAACUGCCAGACGUGUUCGGCACACAUUUCCGUCGCGAAGGUGUUAUAUAUCAGAUCACUCAGCUUACCGAUCCCAACAAUCCGAUUUGUGCCAAUCCUUCACCGAAGUCAUUACCCGGAGCAAGUGGUUCACAGAGUGCUCCUCCAUCUGCUUCCGGUUUGCAAGUGAAUCCGUUCUUUAUGGACAAUGCAGCCUCGGCAGGUGGAUCAACCACAGCUGGCAUUUCAACACCUAAUACGUCGAAACCGGGUGCUAAUCAAACGCAUCACCAUCAGUAUACAGUCAAGAGCUUUUCACAUGCAAUGAAUGCCUUAACUGCCAACGCUUCGGGUGCGUCUGGUAAUGGUCAAAAGGUGACGCUGGCUAUGCCACCCAGCACUGGUUCAUUGUUAAUGCCACAAAUGCCUGCUGGCGGUGUGCAAUCACGUCAGCAAUCCGCUGGCUCCCUAGCGCUAACCAUAAACUCUAACGCUGGUAUUACACCGCCAGUGACGGUCAUAGGUGCUGCUGGCACGGCUGCCGAAUUACAUUAUCACUACAGCAGCUCUGCGCCGCCAGCGGCAGGUCCACCCUCUCACGCACAUCUGGCACAGACACCAAAUUUCUUUGUUUAUUCAACAAGUGCGGCUCCUCCUUUGCCGCCUGGCGAUCCACGGCAAUAUGUGCACGGACAUUUUCAUCAUCCACCGCCGCACUUCCAGCCACAUGCACCACCACCACCCACACAUCAUGUUGAACUGCUGCCUUCGUCAUCUAGUGCAUCGCUCGGUGUCAACCCAACAACAAUUAUAGCGCAUCCGCCUCCUCAGCAGCAUUUGCCGCAAGUGGUGUUCGCACCCUCAACAAACGUAUGUGAUCCACACUAUCAUAGCAACAGCGGCGUAGCAGCCACAUGUGCAGGCUCCUCCUCUGCGUCUUCUUCGUCCGCUUCAGCGUUGCAACACAAAAUGUCCGAUAUGUUGAAACGCAAGGUCCCACCGAAACGGAAAUCUCAAUCAAGCAGCCGCUCAAAGUCACGCCAAGACGAGGGCGGAAGCUCAUCUACAUCAUCAAUGCACGAUUUGCUAAGUCGCGCCACAAGCCUUGGGAGCAGCACCGGACGCAGCACACCGAAUGCCAGUGGCGGCAAGUCGCGUUUCAGCGGUGGUGCAGCCAGUAGUGCAGGCACUAGCAGUAGCGGCAGCAGCUCGAUGAAGACUUCUUUCCUCGCUUCGUUAAAUCCCGCACGUUGGGGACGCCAAGGAUCUCAUCACAGUUCAUUUACCAAAGAUACGACCAGUACGAAUCACGCAGGCAGCGGCAACAGCAAUACUGGUAGCAGCGCAGUCAACGCUGCUCAUUCUGCAAGCCACCCAUCAAGCAAUGCUGCGAAUAGCAUCAGCAAGAGCAUAUCUAAUGCCAACCUCAUCGCCGCCGGCAAUCGUGAAAAGGCGCGUCAAUGGGUACGUGAACAAGCCAUUACGUUUGUAAAACGUUAUGCCGAGCAAGAGAACGCCAAGGCCGAGGGUGUCGCCGGUGGCAGUGGUAGUUCAGCGAAUGCCAUAAGCGGUGGCACGAACGUACUACAACGUUUAUCUGCUAUUAUCUUCAAGCUCAAUGGUAGCUUCCAAGACUGUUUAGAUGCGCUUCUUGAACUCAAAACGAUUUUAUUGGAAAGUGAUAUCUCACCGUUUGAAGUGAAUCACUCGGGUCUAAUCAAGGCGAUGUUGAAUUUCAUGACAACAGAAGAUGGCAUAGUGGCUCGCGAUAACCGUUUACGUUCGUUUAUGCAUGUAUUCGCGGGAUUACCACUGGAACCAUUGAAAAAGGUGGGACAUUUGCCAAACAUAGACGCCGUCGCAUUCAAUGCAUUCGUGGCGAAAUUAAACGGUUGCGUCACGCAGCUAGAACAAUUCCCGGUUAAGGUGCACGACUUUCCCUCCGGGCCGGGUGGACGCUCUAACACCAGCGCGCUUAAAUUCUUUAAUACACAUCAGCUAAAGUGCAACUUACAACGUCACCCCGAAUGCACCAAUCUCCGACAAUGGAAAGGUGGCACCGUUAAAAUUGAUCCUCUCGCUAUGGUACAAGCGAUCGAGCGUUAUUUGGUUGUGCGUGGCUAUGGCGGUAUACGCGGCGAUUCCGACGAUGACUCCGAGGAGGAUAUGGAUGACAAUGUAGCCGCUGUCGUGAUGUCACAAAGUGGAUUUAAACAUAAAUUACAAUUCUUAAUUGGUGAUCACGUCUUGCCCUACAACAUGACUGUUUACCAGGCCGUCAAGCAGUUUUCACCCUUGGUCAAUGAUCAAUCCGAAACUGAUACGGACACCGAAACGCCAUUGGGUAAUGCCAGUGUGUGGGUACAGCAGCACACGAUUUACUAUCGACCUGUGGAGGAAGAAGCGAACGCCAGUAGUGCUGGUACAACCGCAAAUGCAAGUAGUCUUAGUAUUAGUAAACAUACUUCUGCAUCCUCUUCAACCGCUGCCGGCGCUUCUGGUUCGGGUCUGCAUACACCUACAGGUGGCACAUCAUCGACGGGCACAUCCACAUCAACGAAAAAGAGUAGUAAAUCUUCGUCCAAGUUGUUGCGGAAGAAAACCGAAUUAUGGCAUGAGGGUAUUGCGCCCGCCACUGUGUCCGCGCUGAAGGCAUUCCUCACAAGCACACUGCCGCCCGAUGUAGUAACCGUGCAAGAUGCUUCGCUAGAUGCGCUCUGUAUGCUGCGCAUCAUCAAUGCGCUUAAUCGACACUGGGAACAGCUUUACGGCUGCGUGCACAAACAACAUAUUAUCCCGCAAUCAGAAUUUGUGCAUCCGAAAAUUACGGCUAAGGCCAAUAGGCAAUUACAAGAUCCACUUGUUAUAAUGACUGGCAAUCUACCGCCAUGGUUGCCGCAAAUUGGCAUGGCAUGUUCGUUCCUCUUCCCCUUCGAGACACGCCAUCUGUUGUUCUAUGCGACAAGCUUUGAUCGUGAUCGUGCUUUGCAACGACUCUUGGAUACUACACCUGAUCUUAAUGCUGCUGAGUCAUCGGAGCGUGUAGCACCACGUUUGGACAGAAGGAAACGUGCCAUAUCGCGAGAAGACAUACUAAAACAAGCAGAGCACAUCAUUCAAGAUGUUGGUCACUCGAAGGCACUGCUGGAGAUACAAUACGAAAACGAGGUUGGCACUGGACUUGGACCGACAUUGGAAUUUUACGCUCUGGUGUCAGCUGAGUUACAGCGUUGUGAUCUAGGUCUGUGGAAUGGCAGUGAUAGUUACAAACAGAACUCUUCCACCAUAGUGGAUGUGGUAAAAUCUAGCACCAGUGUGCAUAUCGAUGAAGUGAGCGAAGUUUCAACCGUACAGCAAGACGAAGUCGUUGCUGUAACCUUGACAACAAAUACAGCAACCCAAGCGAAUAGCACAACAAUCACAUCUAGCAAAACCACUGUAACACGCUCGAGUAGUAGGAAUCACCGCAGUGCCGAUGGCCAACAUGGAAACAGCAGCAGUGGUAGUGGAAUGGGGAUGUCAACGCGUAGUCACCACCACCACCAACAGCAGCAACCGCAACAAUCCAAUAUGGAUCAUGCUGGCAGCGCAUCGAUGUCGAAUGAGAAUGCUUUGAAUAUGAUUAUUGAGCAACAAAUUGGUGGUGAUGAGUCACAACAACAACAACAACAACAUCAACAUAAUAUUUCACAAUCUGACGGUGGGGAUAGUUCACCACUCGACAUCGGUGAUAAUAAUACAAAUGUGGCGACAAUAACGACCAGCACAUCAGUGACUUACGUGAAUGCGCCACACGGACUCUUCCCAAUGCCAUUAGGCAAAUCAUCGAAGUUACCACAUGUUUCCAAAUCGAAGGCGAAAUUUAAAUUCCUUGGAAAGUUUAUGGCUAAAGCCGUAAUGGACAGCCGCAUGCUUGAUCUACCUUUCUCGAUACCAUUCUAUCGUUGGCUAUUGAAUGAAGAACACUCGGUUGGGCUCUCCGAGUUGGCAUGGGUUGCGCCCGAGGUACAAACCACAUUGGUGCGACUUCAAGAUGUGGUACAUGAGCGGGAACGCAUACUGGCCGAUCCCAAUCUUGAUGCAAUGGAAAAGACUGAAAAGAUUGAUUCACUUGACUUGGACGGUUGUCCAAUAACCGAUUUGGGCUUAGACUUUGUAUUACCUGGCUAUGCCAAUAUUGAAUUGUGUCGCGGUGGACGUGAUACGCCCGUAACAAUACACAAUCUGCAUCAGUACAUCUCAUUGGUGACGUAUUGGUUCUUGGUCGAAGGCGUUCAGAAACAAUUUGAGGCAUUGCGAGAAGGUUUCGACUCGGUAUUCUCAACGCAGCGUUUACGCAUGUUUUAUCCCGAAGAAUUGGAGAAUGUCUUCUGCGGUUCUGGUGCUACCAACUAUCAACGUUGGGAGAUUAAAAUGCUACAAGACUGUUGCCGUACCGAUCAUGGUUUUACACAGGACUCACAAGCCAUACAAUAUCUAUAUGAUAUACUCUCUUCGUACAAUCGUGAUGAGCAACGAUUAUUUUUACAAUUCGUUACUGGUUCGCCGCGCUUGCCAACAGGCGGCUUCAAGUCACUAACACCACAAUUAACAAUUGUGCGUAAAACAUUUGACGGUAAUCAAAAUCCAAAUGAUUAUUUGCCAUCGGUAAUGACUUGUGUGAACUAUUUAAAAUUACCCGAUUACUCAAGUCGGGAAGUGAUGCGGCAGAAACUCAAAGUUGCCGCCAAUGAGGGCAGUAUGUCGUUCCAUUUAUCAUAA